Saxophila tyrrhenica is the source of this 1923-nucleotide messenger RNA. RefSeq lists its product as uncharacterized. NCBI's taxonomy places the organism in Eukaryota, Fungi, Ascomycota, Dothideomycetes, Mycosphaerellales, Extremaceae. The record is from RefSeq and is a predicted model, not a curated record. The coding region runs from base 1 to 1923 and encodes 640 amino acids. The transcript has a single exon.
AUGGGUGCCGGCAACUCGAAGAUCCCACUGGAGGUCGCCAACCUGAUCGCAAACUACGUCUUCGGCUUCCUCAUGGCACCACCACCUCAAGCUCUCCAGUCGAAUGUGCAGAUCUAUACGCCACCUCCGUACCUCACACCACCAAAGACGUGCCUUCUGAUGGAGAUCCCUACAGAGAUUCGCUUGCAAAUUUUCAAGGAUUUGCUCCCGUCUCGCGAUACAGUCCACGACGUCUCGUGCAGUGACGAUGCUGUCGCAGCCACCAAGAAGACUUCUUACCUUCGGCGUCCGGGUCUCACCCUGGGGCUCAUGCUGCUGAACCGCAAGAUAGCCUCUGAAGUUGCUCAGGUGGUGUACGGCGAGCGCUUCUUCGUCGUCCACGCGCACGAGGGUCUGCACAAAGGGGGCAUCGAAUUUCUGCAUGCUGGCCGCCAACCCCUUCACUUCAGAGAGUUUGAUCGCCACGACGAGCGGUUCGACUUCCGCUUCAAGGGUGGCGACUUCGGCUACGAAUUCAGCUUUGACCGCCUCAAGAAGGUCAUUAUCAAGAUCUAUCCGGCGCCCGCGGGCGAUUCUGGCAGGCACACACCAAUCAACACCUUUCUCAUGAACCUUGCGCUCUGCCGCCUGCUCGCGCGCAACCCAACAAGUAAUGGGGUCGAGCAGCGCAUCGUCAACAUCACCAUCGUGUUCAUGAAUCCGAAAGGAGUGCUGGAGAAGUCGGGCCGGAGAGCCAUCCAACACGCCGAAAACUACUGGUGGGACUCGGAGAAAGGUCAGCCUCGAACAACCAGCCAUUACGGUAUCCCAAACAUCGAGCUUGUCCUGCGCCCGUUCGCCACGCUCACAGGCUGCCACAACGUUGAGGUCAGGCUUCCAGAAAGGGUGCGCGAUCACUUGAUGACAUGCUCAUUCGUGGACGAGCUGGCGACGAGCAUGAUGAGCCCUGAGCGUACGCUGGGCAGGGACGAUCAAUUGGACGGGAAGAUCGAAGCUGCGAGACAUGCUAUGGAAGAGUACAUUAGAUACUUCUCCAAGGGCAAGAAGCCAGGCCCGGACGUCGGUCGCAUGAAGCCGGAAGAAGUGCUUGAGGACGAUGAGCAAUACUACGACGAGGAUGACGAAGAGCCCGAUUCCGUACGUCGCUCGCAAGGACCGGGUCAGAUGACGACCAGCCAUAAGGGCCGCAGGACUGGUAGAGUUGAUCACGAAGAGGAAGAGUUGCAACAGGCCAUGAGAGCUUCUCUUGUCACUAUGGCGAGUGAGAGGCCAACCGACUUCAGCACGAACUUCGACGAAGACGACGAAGACGAAGACCACACCAUGACUGAUCCUUCGGCGCCGCUCGGUGAUCUGGACGACGAGGAUGAAAGCGGAAAUACAUUUGUGGCAGUUUGUCAGGUUGGAGAUUGGCGCCGCUUCAAGCCUGUCGAGACCUCGCCCGUCAGAAGUACGGCCAUCGCUCAACUCCUCAACGCGCCUUCCACUCACAUGUUUGAGGCUUCUCACGUUGAAGAACUCACAUCCGCCAUCAGCUACAUCAGCCGUACCAUGACCGCAGCUCGCACCUUCCAGCCAUCGCCUGGCGCUGUUCGGUCUAACAACCUCCCCGGCCCCAUGCGCUCCCUGGGCACUUCUGCUGAGCACGAUCGCCCUUCGCCAGGACCAACCGACGGCGACGGCGAUGCAUCACCCACCGACACGAAUGACUUCGAGACUUCGCCACGCAAGCGCCGCGCCUUGACAACGCAAGCCGGCAAUGCAGCGACCCCUCGCACUUCGUCGUUGCCACCACCUGCGGCCUCCGCUGCACCCGCGGAGCAGGAGAGCGCCGUACGCCAUGUAGCUGUGACCGAGCCUGCUGCUGCUGCUUUCGACGGUGACAAGAUGGAGGUCGAUCUGAUGGACUUCGCUGAGGGCUGA